AUGAGCGUCAGUUCAGUUCACCCGCGAUCCCCUUUGAUUGUCCCAGGAAAACCGGUCUGUCCGCCGCAUUUAGUACACAAUGAAACCCCACAGAGCAAUUUGAUUGAUCCGCAGAACGGGCUUGUGAAUUCUGUGGAGCUCGAGUCCACAUCUUGCUCGCUCCUUACCAAUAUGAACCGGACUGUCCGUAAGGUUAGCUCACGGACAACCUCCACAGAGUGGUUUGUUGGUCCCGCUGAGCGGUUUCUUGAAUUCCAUGGAACCUUACUCUCACAACUUGCUAGCUCCUUUGCUCCAACUGUCAAGAGCGCAGACGGUUCUCAAAUUUCGCGAGAGGUCGUGUUUGGCUGCCCGCCCCCGCAGGUCUCAUGA
Aspergillus calidoustus is the source of this 372-nucleotide messenger RNA. NCBI's taxonomy places the organism in Eukaryota, Fungi, Ascomycota, Eurotiomycetes, Eurotiales, Aspergillaceae. The record is from the annotation of a GenBank genome assembly.